Symsagittifera roscoffensis is the source of this 2170-nucleotide messenger RNA. RefSeq lists its product as uncharacterized. Lineage: Eukaryota; Metazoa; Xenacoelomorpha; Acoela; Convolutidae. The transcript has 10 exons. The coding region runs from base 354 to 2015 and encodes 553 amino acids. The record is from RefSeq and is a predicted model, not a curated record.
ACUGACACAAUCUUAGUUUGCUAAAGUAUUUAACAAUAGUAUGGGUACGAACUCAUGAACACAUUAUUAGAAUAUCAUCUGCACAUCUGGUGAUGGUUUGAAUUGUAGUUAGUAACAAACUUAAAUCCAUUACUAUCGUUUUACUAAAUUUAUUUUUACCAAAAUAAAUUAUUCAGUGAAUUUUCUUCGUUUUUACGAAACGUGUUUUAUAGCCUUUAACAGAUUUAUGCGAUCUGACAUGCAAAUUGUCAAUAGAUAUAAAACACAUGACUCCGACAAAAAGGCAAACUAAACUUCAGAGAACUAUUCAUAAACAGUUUCAGCUUGCAGUUUAGAAAGAUUCUUUCAACAAAAUGUCGAAAAAUAUCAAGUUGGGCGACCUGGCGAUGAUAGAGGUCAAAGGUGAACACAAGGAAGAGUUCAGUGUAGAAGAAGCUAUAGAUGACGAAGAAUUAGAAUGUGACUUAUACGAUAAUGUGAACUUGCGAAAACCGUGGAAAUUGGGUUUGUUUUACGACAAGGUAGGCCAGGCAUUUACACAUAAGAUAGUGUUCGCCAGAGUUGCGCUUUACCCUUUCUUUGGAGUUUAUUUGAACAUUCCUGGCCAUAUGUACGCGGCCUUGACCUCAAUUUUCCCGAUGUUCUGGAGUCUGAAGUUUUUCUGGGGAUUUCUAAGCGAUUCGAAGCCCAUCUUUGGAAGAGGAAGGAUAUACUACAUGGCUUUAGGCUGGUUAGUCUCCAUAUUCGCCUAUACAAUCGCCCUGUGCCUGCCCUACCCUGAGCCCUACUACCAGGUGGCCAAUUGUACCAUGGACGUAACAAUGGUGAACAAUCCAGAUGCACCCAAUGCUGGCAUGGUCUAUGUGGCCAUCAUGGCCCUCGGAGUGUUUGGAGUCGGAAUCACUGACCUAGCUUCAGAUGCGCUGGUGGUGGACUACGUGAAGCGCGAACCCCUUAAGCAUAGGGGGAGGAGCAACAUUUUCGCCCAGAUGUGCUCCACUUUCGGGGGAGUCCUACUCUUCCUAACAGUCGGGGUACUACUCAACAGUCCCCCGUAUGGUGGCAAGUUCUGCUCCCUCAACUUCACCUUCAGGCACAUCCUAAUCAUCCUUCUCUGCAUCUCAGUGUUGGGCUUCAUCAAUUCCUGCUUCCUCACGUUCGAGACACAAACCAAAAAAGCCCAAGUGAACUUGAUGGAAAUCGUGCGUAAGUUCUGGAGCUUCAUGCACUACCGGGUGUUUCAGCGAUGUGCGGUGCUAUUCAUCAUUGUUCCAUCUCUCUACAGUGCCAAGUCAUCCGCCAACGUCAAAAUCAGGAAGAACUGGGCCAAGGUGGAGCCAUUCUAUGGGUCCAUGACGGGAGUGGGCGUAGCUUUGUUGGUCAUAUUGGGCAUGUAUGUCCUACAGAGGUUCUUUCUACACAUAAGCUGGAAGAAACUGUUCUGCUACACAAAGCUGUACAUAGUGGCAGUGAGUGUGGUGGUUGAGGGUCUGACCAUCUUCGACUUUGUGAGGUCCCAGUACUUCUACUUCUCAGAGGAUCUCCUCACCAGUGUUGCCUUAGCCACGUGUGGAUUCAUUAUGCUUCAAGUGGCAGCAGAGGUUUCGGAGAAGGGUCUGGAGGCACUGACGUUUGGCAUGCUGAUGACUAACUGGACCAUCAGUGCCAGCUUCAGUGUAAUCAUUGGCAACAUCAUUUCAGCGCCAUUCCGAGUCAACGACGACGAAAGAUACCACCGAGACUCACUAGAGGAUAGAUGGGCCGUGUUCGGGUCAGUUCUCGCUGCCAGCUGCGUCAACGUCCUCGCAGUUCCCGUCUUCGUGUUACUUUGUCCCUCGGACCGAAGUGAAGUCAAGGCACUGAAAGCGUCUCUUGGUAAAUCAAAACUACAAGCCCAGAUAUAUGCUGCAGUGUUUUGUCUUGGAUACGUGUUUAUAUUUGUGUUCAACGCAAUGAUGAUGAUGCCGCAAACUCAGUGUUAUGAAAUUAUUGGCGGAGAAGGCUGCAACAUUUAGUAUGAUUUUUGCAAAUUUGUAAUUUUUGGAGUUUAUAAGUUUUGUAAACUUUCAAAAUUUUCAUUUUAAAUUUGAUGUAUUUUAAUAAACUGCUGCUACAUGAUGUAGAUAACAAUAUUCAUAUACAAACUAUUAUCUGAGGUACAAGCAGAAAU